AUGCGAGCAAUAAGCAUUGAGAUCGUGCAUAGUCUAACCACAAACUCAUGCCUAAUGGGCUCAAGACGCCAUAUAUCGCGCCGAGGCACACCAAAGGAAAUAUAUAGCGAUAACGGGACUAAUUUUCGAGGGACCGAUGCCUUUCUUAGAGACAAACUUCAACUGGAUGAUGCGAAAAUGCAUCGAGAAUUGUCGCAGCAGGAAAUAUCGUGGUACUUCAACCCACCGUCAGCUCCUCACAUGGGAGGAGCUUGGGAGCGCUUGGUGCGUUCCGUCAAAACCGUGUUAUACCGUAUAGCACCAAAUCAAAAAUUUUCAGAUGAAAGUCUUCUUACCGCCAUGGCAGAGGUGGAAAUGACGGUCAACUCCAGGCCCCUGACAUACGUGUCCCUGGACGACGAAGAUCAAGAAGCUCUUACGCCAAAUCAUCUGUUGCUUGGCUCAUCAAAUGGAGAAAAACCGAUUUGCGAUCCGGAACAAAUCGACUAUAAAUGGUCGUUCCGCCAGAGUGAGAUGUUCGCCAAAGAGAUGCUACCAAACAUAACACGAAGGUCCAAGUGGCAUAAAAAAGUAAAGCCAAUUGGUGUAGGCGACAUCGUACUUAUAGUGGACGAAAAUCAGCGUCAUUAUACAUGGACAAAGGGUCGAGUGGUCGAAGUGACCACCGCAGAGGAUGGUCAAGUCCGCCAGGCGAAGGAAAUAUCGUUGAGAGACCAUUUGGCUCUCAAAUGGCUAAACUCGAUAGAAAAUCCCACGGGGCGUGUGGCCAGAUGGGCGCUGGAGUUACAACAAUACGAGUUCGAGGUACAUUAUCGACGAGGAAAGCUGAACGUGAUUGCCGAUGCCUUAUCGCGGCAACCUUUGGAUGUGCUCCACUGGGCACAACUAGUAGAACCGGAAUGA
Molecule: messenger RNA, 903 nt
Organism: Drosophila willistoni
Lineage: Eukaryota; Metazoa; Arthropoda; Insecta; Diptera; Drosophilidae
Exons: 2
Coding region: 1-903 (300 amino acids)
Biological process (GO): DNA integration
Molecular function (GO): nucleic acid binding
Source: RefSeq, a predicted model, not a curated record